AUGGCAUCUUCAAACGAGUUUCCUAAGCCUAAGUAUGUCACUGGCGGUUGUCUAUGCGGGUCGUUGAGAUACAGAAUCGACUUCCCCGAGAAUCAUGACUUCGACAAGAAUUCUUUCACCUGCCAAUGCACCCAAUGCCGCAGGAACACGGGCUCUUUUUUCCUGCCCACGCACCAUGUCCUACACUCGGCAUUCCGCUGGACCAGCGCGGACGCCAACUCGCUGUCGCGCUAUCAGACUACGCCCACAGCCGAGCGCGGCAUCUGCACCACUUGCGGCAGUUUCUUGUAUUGGCGCCGCGUAAGCCCGGGGCCGACAGAGAUGUAUAUCGCUGUCGGAUGCAUUGAUCCGCUUUUCCUGUUCGGCGAGGGCGCUGAUGGGACCACGGUGCCAAAGGAGGGCUUUGGGCGCGCGCUUGCGAGUGGUGCGGGUUGCCACGUCUGGUGCGAUAAUGAGAUCCCCGGAGUCACGAGUAAAGAUAGGAUGGAAUAUUUGCAUGGGAGGGGGCAGAGGUGCGCGAAGAAUGAUUAA
Xylaria bambusicola is the source of this 531-nucleotide messenger RNA. RefSeq names its product Mss4-like protein. The record is from RefSeq and is a predicted model, not a curated record. The coding region runs from base 1 to 531 and encodes 176 amino acids. Gene Ontology annotation, molecular function: carbon-sulfur lyase activity. Lineage: Eukaryota; Fungi; Ascomycota; Sordariomycetes; Xylariales; Xylariaceae. The transcript is spliced from 2 exons.